This is a messenger RNA of Propithecus coquereli (Coquerel's sifaka), 635 nucleotides long. It is a transcript of the gene LAGE3, whose product is annotated as L antigen family, member 3. The record is from RefSeq and is a predicted model, not a curated record. The transcript has 3 exons. Gene Ontology annotation, cellular component: EKC/KEOPS complex. The coding region runs from base 1 to 435 and encodes 144 amino acids. Lineage: Eukaryota; Metazoa; Chordata; Mammalia; Primates; Indriidae.
AUGCCGGACGCAGACGCAGACGGAGGCGUUGCGGCGGGCGGCGCUGACGGCCACAGGCACCCUGGUCGCGGGGGCACGGCGGCAGUCGUGGCUGGUGGGGCUCCUCAUGUCGCGCGGGCACCGCACGCCCCAAGUCCGGGCAGAGAGGCAGUACCUGCGGACAUAAGGCCGGGAAUCCAACCACACAUAUUCGCCCUCAGCGUGCCUUUCCCGACCCCUUUGGAGGCGGAAAUCGCUCAUGGGUCCCUGGCUCCAGAUGCCGAACCCCACCAAAGGGCGGUUGGGAAGGAUCUUACAGUGAGUGGCUGUAUCCUGGCCGUCCGCUGGGAAGCUGAAGACUCUCGCCUGCUCCGAAUUGCCAUCAUCAACUUUCUUGACCAGCUUUCUCUCGUGGUGCGGACCAUGCAGCGCUUUGGGCCCCCUGUUUCUCGCUAAGCCUAGGCUGGGAAAAGGGGCAGAAGUCUGACCUUGUGUCUCCUAGGAAGUGCAUCAUUCCUUAGGGCAAUGAUUCCCACCCACAGUAGUUGCUACUUUAGUGUGGGGGCCUAAGGUUUGCCUGGAUCAGCUCUUGAGUGCUCAGGGUGCCCUUGUUUUGUUUGGUGCUUAAAUGUUUGUUAUGGCAGGAAAUAAAACUG